UGGAUCUAUGGUGGCGCAUUUCUUUUCGGAGGAGGCCAGGGAGCCAACUUCCUGGAUAACUACCUCUACGAUGGUGAGGAGAUCGCUGUGAGGGGCAAUGUGAUCGUGGUGACCAUCAAUUACCGCGUGGGGCCCCUGGGCUUCCUGAGCACCGGAGAUGAAAACUUGCCAGGGAACUACGGGCUGAAGGACCAGCACAUGGCUAUUGCCUGGGUGAAGAGGAAUAUCAAGGCCUUUGGGGGUGACCCAGAAAACAUCACCAUCUUUGGGGAAUCAGCUGGUGCCGUCAGUGUCUCCCUGCAGAUGCUGAGCCCAAAGAACAAGGGCCUGUUCAAGAGAGCCAUCAGCCAGAGCGGUGUCGGUCUCUGCAGCUGGGCCAUCCAGGACGACCCGCUGGCCUGGGCUAAAAAGCUUGCAGAAAAGGUGGGCUGCCCCACAGACACCACCGCUGCCUUGGCCAACUGCCUGCGCAUCUCCGAUCCCAAAGCUGUGACGCUCGCCUACCACCUGGAACUGAUCAACCUGCCCA
Molecule: messenger RNA, 529 nt
Organism: Tauraco erythrolophus (red-crested turaco)
Lineage: Eukaryota; Metazoa; Chordata; Aves; Musophagiformes; Musophagidae
Source: RefSeq, a predicted model, not a curated record